AUGGCGGACUCCCCCGCGCAACCCGCACCGGCCGCCGCCGCCGCCGCCGCCGCCGGGAACCCCCACAAGCGCAAGAACAAGGGGAAGGGCAACCCCAACAAGAAGAACAAGAAGCUGAAGGGCCCCGACGACGCCACCCGCCGCCGCCGCAAGCCGAGCGCCAAGUUCCUCAAGCUGCUCGAGAAGCGCGCCCGCGACUACAACUCCGACGACGACGACGAUGCCGAAGCCCGACCACGAAGGUCGCAGCCACGGCCGCCGCCGAAGCAACGUGAUGCUGCUCCCAAUGGCGACGACGACCUCAAAGAGGCCCCCUCGUCCGAGGAGGAGGCCUCCAGCUCCGGCGGGGAAUCCGACGGGGAAAGGGCGGUCACCAUGUUCCAGGAAGGCUGCAGGGCUUUCCAGGCCGCCUUCACCAAGAUCAUGGAGAAGAAGCUCGCCGACAACCCAUUGGGUCCGAUUCUGUCAGCGGACAAGAAAUUGGUCGCCGCCAAGUUGGCCGAGGAGGCGGACGAGCACAAGUCCAAGGGAGAGGCCCGCAAGGAGAAGCGCAUUGCUGCGCAGAAGGGUCAUAAAAUACCCGAGAAUGCUAUUGACAACAAAGAAAAGAUGCUUAUCAAGGUUGCAACCCAAGGAGUUGUCAGGUUGUUCAAUGAGGUGAGCAAGCGACAGACUAGGAAAGGUUUGAAUCCAUCAAGAAGUAAAGAUGUCAAAUUAGCUUUGGCAAAACACUCUGUACCAUCUAACGAAGGACAACAAGGCCAGGGAUCUUCCAAGUUCUCAAAGAAUAUUGGCAAAGGUGAAGAUGAGCCAGGGUGGGCCCCUCUACGUGACACAUACAUGCUUGGUUCCAAAUUGAAGGACUGGGAUAAAGCACAGGAUUCUGAUGUGGCUAAACCGAGCGAGGUCCCUUUGGACAACUUUUCUGAUGAUGAAUAG
Molecule: messenger RNA, 939 nt
Organism: Triticum turgidum subsp. durum (durum wheat)
Lineage: Eukaryota; Viridiplantae; Streptophyta; Magnoliopsida; Poales; Poaceae
Source: the annotation of a GenBank genome assembly